Cercospora beticola is the source of this 1730-nucleotide messenger RNA. RefSeq names its product sugar porter family MFS transporter. Gene Ontology annotation, molecular function: carbohydrate:proton symporter activity. Gene Ontology annotation, cellular component: membrane. Gene Ontology annotation, biological process: carbohydrate transport; transmembrane transport. Lineage: Eukaryota; Fungi; Ascomycota; Dothideomycetes; Mycosphaerellales; Mycosphaerellaceae. The record is from RefSeq and is a predicted model, not a curated record.
UUACAUACUUUUCUUCCUUCGAUUCCCCAUUCUGCUUUUCUUGAUUAGAAGUUUCGCAGCAGAAUAACGAGUUGAGGGCUGUACCAGGCAUGCCUGGGCUCUUCUCGCACAAUGGCCUACUCGGCGGCCGCAUCAGCGGUAAAGCUCUUGAGGUGGGAGUUUGUGUCACAGCGGCUUCUGGAUUUCUGUUAUUCGGAUACGACCAAGGUGUCAUGAGUGGAAUCAUCACCGAGCCAAUGUUCCUCGAAGUCUUCCCGCAAAUGGAACCCAACAAUAAAUCUGGUGCUAUUCAAGCUCUCGUCGUGGCCAUCUACGAGGUCGGCUGUCUUCUCGGCUCUAUGAUGAUCGUGGCUGUUGGCGAUCGACUUGGCCGUCGGCGGUCUGUACUCAUUGGAACUGUCAUCAUGCUUAUUGGAACUGCGAUUCAGGCUUCGGCGACUACGCUCGGCCAGAUGAUCGUUGGCCGAAUAGUAACCGGCUGGGGUAAUGGAAUGAACACCAGUUCAAUACCGGUCUGGCAAUCCGAAAUGGCACCACCGAAAAUUCGUGGAUUCUUGGUGCUGUUCGAAGGUGCUCUGAUCACUGGUGGUAUCAUGCUGUCGUACUGGAUCAACUAUGGCUUCUGGUUCGUCACUCAACAUGGCUCAUUCCAAUGGAGAUUCCCAAUCGCCUUCCAAGCAGUAUUCGGGAUUGCCCUCAUUAUCGGUGUCCUGCUCUACCCCGAAUCACCACGAUGGUUGAUCAAGAAAGGCAAAGCCACGCAGGCUCGCGAGAUCAUGUCCAUCCUGGAAGGCAAAGACGUUGAAGACCCAACCUUGAUCGCCGAUAUCCAGGAGAUGCAGCGAGUGAACGAAAUUACCUCGUCUUCAAAACUGACUGCUAAGGAACUUCUUUCCAAUGGCAAGGAGAUGAACCUCUGGAGACUGAGCGCUGCUUGCGCCGCGCAGGCCUUCCAGCAAUUAGGCGGGUUAAAUCUGGUAACUUACUACGCUACGACAGUCUUCGAGGACUCGUUGGGUUUCGACCCAGAACUGUCACGGUUAAUGACAGGGUGUCUCGGGACCGAAUUUUUUCUCGCAGCUCUGGUAGCCCUGGUCGUAGUCGACAGACUCGGCAGAAGAAAACUCAUGCUUUGGGGAGCAAUGGGCAUGGCAAUUUCUUUACUCAUCAUUGGUGCAUGCCUGAGCAAAGCUACGGCUACUUACAAGGCACCUGCAUACGCCGCUACGGUCUUCAUCUUCGUAUACAAUACCUGCUUCGCCAUUGGCUGGCUCGGAGUGACUUGGCUUUAUCCUGCUGAAGUUACACCUAUCAGGAUUCGAGCAGAGGCAAACGGGUUCUCCACCAUGUCCAACUGGAUUAUCAACUACGGCGUGGUCCAGCUCGCGCCAAUCAUGAUCAACAAAAUUGGUUGGCAGACAUAUUUCGUCUUUAUGUGCUUCAACUUCAUGCACGUUCCCGUGGUCUUUUGGUUCUUCCCAGAGACAAACGGAUACAAGCUUGAAGCCAUGGACGCGAUCUUCGAGCGUGCGCACGAGAGAGGCGAGAAUCCAGUAUGGACUGAAAGAAAGGUGAGAAAAGGCAAAGAAGGAUUGGAUGUGGAAAAGCAUGACCACGAUGGCGUCGCAAGCACAGAAGAGCCGGAGGGCGGGGUGAGAGGAGCAGAGUUGGAGAAAGAGGAGAUGUCGAGAGACUCAGAUGCCGAUGUUCGUUCGAGUCAAGGAAUGUGA